Molecule: messenger RNA, 3459 nt
Organism: Sesamum indicum (sesame)
Lineage: Eukaryota; Viridiplantae; Streptophyta; Magnoliopsida; Lamiales; Pedaliaceae
Product: conserved oligomeric Golgi complex subunit 4
Source: RefSeq, a predicted model, not a curated record
AUUUUCUGAAGGAAAAGUUUUUUUUAUAUUUAUCGAUAAUCAAUCGAAAGGCAAGAAGCUCCUCAGGAUUGUCAGUCGCCCCAAUGGCCGCAACACCGAGAAGUGAACCAGAUGCCGAUGCCUCCACCAACUCGUCUCUGCAAUUCGGCACGGCGGAAGCGCUUGAACACGUGAGCAAACUGACAGAUGUAGGGGCCAUGACCCGUCUUCUCCAUGAAUGCAUUGCCUACCAACGUGCCCUGGAUCUCGAACUCGAAACUUUACUGUCUCAGCGCUCUGAUUUAGAUCGCCAACUCUCCAACCUCCAGAAGUUCGCUGAUGUUUUGGAGAUUGUGAAGGUUGACUCCUCCUACAUGCUUUCCAACGUUACCUCCACCUCCUCCCUCGCCGAUCAGGUCUCUGCCAAGGUGCGCCACCUCGAUCUCGCUCAAUCGCGCGUCCAAGACACGCUCCUCCGCAUCGAUGCCAUUGUCGAUAGAUCCAACUGCCUUGAUGGCGUCCACAAAUCUCUCCUUGCUGAGGAUUUUGAAUCGGCCGCAUCCUACAUCCAGACCUUCCUCCAAAUUGAUUCCAAAUUCAAAGACUCCUCCGCUGCUGAUCAGCGCGAGCAGCUCCUUUCCUACAAGAAGCAAUUGGAAGGCAUCGCCAAGAAGAGGCUUUUGGCCGCAGUUGAUCAGCGGGAUCAUGCAACUAUUAUCCGCUUCAUAAAGCUCUAUACGCCUCUCGGCCUUGAAGAGGAGGGCUUGCAGGUAUAUGUGAGUUACUUAAAGAAGGUAAUUUCCACGAGAUCAAGAAUGGAAUUCGAGCAAUUGGUGGAACUUAUGGAGCAGUCAAAUAAUAAUAGUCAGGUGAAUUUCGUAGUUUGUUUGACAAAUUUGUUUAAAGACAUUGUCCUGGCUAUUGAGGAAAAUAAUGAAAUUUUGAGGAAUUUGUGUGGUGAGGAUGGUAUUGUUUACGCCAUUUGCGAGCUCCAGGAAGAAUGUGAUUCACGAGGUUCUAAUAUUUUGAAAAAAUUUAUGGAGUAUCGGAAACUGGCUAAAUUGACUUCUGAGAUAAAUUCAUAUAAGAGUAACUUGCUAUCGGUGGGUGCAGAGGGGCCUGACCCUAGAGAGAUUGAGAUUUAUCUGGAAGAGAUACUUUCGCUGACACAGUUAGGUGAGGAUUAUACAGAGUACAUGGUUUCCAAGAUACGGAGCUUGACCUCUGUUGAUCCUGAAUUAUGCCCACGAGCCACAAAGGCUUUUAGAAGUGGGAAUUUCAGCAAAGUUUCCCAGGACAUUACUGGAUAUUAUGUUAUUUUGGAAGGGUUCUUUAUGGUGGAGAAUGUGAGGAAAGCCAUCAAGAUUGAUGAGCAUGUGCUUGAUAGUCUCACCACAUCCAUGGUGGAUGAUGUAUUCUAUGUGUUGCAGAGCUGCUGCCGUAGGGCAAUUUCUACCUCCAAUAUCAACUCGGUGAUUGCAGUGCUCAGCAGCGCUGUGAGUUUAUUGGGGGGUGAAUAUAGCGAGGCAUUGCAGCAGAAGAUGAGGGAGCCUAAUCUCGGAGCAAAGUUGUUUUUGGGUGGUGUUGGAGUGCAGAAGACUGGUACAGAGAUUGCCACGGCCUUAAACAACAUGGAUGUCAGUAGUGAGUAUGCCUUGAAACUGCGUCACGAGAUUGAAGAGCAAUGUGCAGAGGCAUGCCCUACACCAGCAGACAGAGAGAGAGUUAAAUCUUGCUUAGCCGAAUUGAAUGAAAUGAGCAGCAGUUUUAAGAAGGCACUAAAUAUUGGAAUGGAGCAACUUGUGGCCACUGUGACACCCCGAAUUCGUCCAGUGUUAGAUAGUGUGGCAACCAUCAGCUAUGAACUUUCUGAAGCAGAAUAUGCGGACAAUGAAGUGAAUGACCCCUGGGUGCAAAGGCUUCUCCAUGCUGUUGAGACCAAUGUGGCAUGGCUUCAGCCGCUGAUGACGGCCAACAAUUAUGACACAUUUGUGCAUCUUGUCAUUGACUUCAUUGUGAAAAGGCUUGAAGUUAUCAUGAUGCAGAAAAGAUUCAGUCAACUUGGAGGUCUUCAGCUUGAUAGGGAUGCCAGGACACUGGUUAGUCAUUUCUCCAGUAUGACCCAGAGGACUGUUAGGGACAAAUUUUCUCGUCUAACUCAGAUGGCUACUAUCCUGAACUUGGAAAAGGUCUCUGAGAUUUUGGAUUUCUGGGGAGAGAACUCAGGGCCCAUGACCUGGAGACUGACUCCUGCUGAGGUCAGAAGAGUAUUGGGUCUCCGAGUGGAUUUCAAACCUGAAGCAAUAGCUGCGCUUAAAUUGUAGCCUUAUUUCUAUUUGUCAUGCUCUCAGGCCAAUUUCUUGUUGUUUUAAGUUUAAAUUUUCUAGAAGAGAUCAAGUUGCAACUACUGUACCAAUCAUGAGUUUCUUUAGUCUGUUCCUUUUCAAAUACAUAUAAAUACUGUAAAUCGUCUCUUUCACAUAUGAGUCCCUUUAAUACUUAAUUAUGUGAGUGAAAAGUGGUCGAUACAUAAUUCCCUUUUGUUGCCAAUUAUGUGCCUUCAAGUUCGAUAAGGGGGUUAUUAGUAUGUUGAAAAAGCAACGAAGGAUCACGGAAGCCAUGGUUCAUGAAGGUGUUGUCAUAUUCAUCACGCAAAUCUGCUCUGGUGGUAUGAUUUCUUUUGCAAUGCUGCAUUGAUCAUUUUACCCCAUAUGACUGAGAGCUCAAUAUAUUUUUCUGAGCUUCACUCUCAUCCAGAAAGCAGUUUCCUUUAUCUUACGACAGUUGAUGAGGUUCAUAAAACAGGUAACCUCUAUCUUGCUAGAAAAAGUUGAUUUUCAAAAUUUUCCUAGUGUAAGAAGGAAGAGCUCAGCAUCAGUCAGUGGUGUCCAAGCUUAUCUGGAAACAACAUUCCCUAAAGCUGCUGCAGAACAAACUUGUAAAAGAUGCUGUAUCUCGAGGACUAGCGGGUGCAGGUGUAGAUGUGAUACAGUACGGCAGUUACAUUGAUGCGACUGUGAAUCAGUUCUCAAAUUCUUGGAGACAUCUGAAAGCUAUAGAUGAAACACUGUUCGCGUUUGUGCCAGGAAUAUGGAACAAUAAAUGAUCUUCAUUUUGGUAGCAAGGUUUGGGGAUUUUGGAAGUGCGCCUUUCUCCAUUUUUUCUAAUGUUAGCGACAAAUUUGUCAUGCUUGAUGCAGAGAUUGAGAAUACGUUUUAUGAUAUGUUGUGAAUAAUCUUAUGCUGUUAUAGAUAUAAAGGUGCUAUUUUCCAACGUGAACUUUAUAUCCUCUGCCCUUGUGUUUCAGUUUCUCUCCAUUUGGUCUCAUCUCUCAGUAACGUCAAUCUCUUCAAUGCUGUUGCAGGUAGCUGAAAUUCUUGAUGUUGUGCAUUCUUGAAUUGGAUUAUGUCAGAGAAACAGGCCCCCUGUUUGAAACCUGAAGAGUCUGAGUACCCCUGGUUUCAGUUGCUUGAUUCACGA